Molecule: messenger RNA, 3084 nt
Organism: Oreochromis niloticus (Nile tilapia)
Lineage: Eukaryota; Metazoa; Chordata; Actinopteri; Cichliformes; Cichlidae
Product: NLR family CARD domain-containing protein 3
Molecular function (GO): protein binding
Source: RefSeq, a predicted model, not a curated record
GGGAGGAGCAGCUCUUCUCCAUUGAUCUAGGUCACUGCAAACUACGGAGCAGGAGGAAGAAAUGAAUGUGAGCUUUAAGCCAACAUUAUGUUUCGUCUGCUUUCAGUCAGCUGUCUCUGUGGACUAGAAGAAAAAACAAUGAUGUGCUAAUUCAGGAAGUGGACUGACAACUCAGUUCAUUGCUGGAGUCUCUCUGUGUGUUGUACUUCCUGUUUUGCCAGUCAUGAGAGUGGUUUGUAUUCUGUGCUAAUGCUCAGCAUUUCUGAGUUACCGGUGAGCCUGGCUGAAAAUGAAUGUUUUGGAGGAAGAGGAGGACAGUGCACAAUCUCUCUGUUUUCCUAUGAAGAGAGACCUUUCCAUAAAUGACAGUGAACCUGGACCUGCAGACACAAAAGGUCAGCAGCCCAGGCGCAGAACAGCAUCUGUAGGAUCAGAGUGUCUGUCAGUGAACAGUAACAUUUCCAAAGAGGAUCCUCCAUUCUUCAGUAAUGAACCUGGACCUUCAAACACAAAAGGUCAUCUGGCCAGAAAAGGAACAGAGACUUCAGGAUUCGAGACUCUGUCUAACUUUUCCAGAGAUGAGCCUAUGCACUUCAGUAAUGAACCUGCAGUCUCAAACACAAAAGGUCAUCUGGCCAGAAAAGGAACAGAGACUUCAGGAUUCGACUCUCUGUCUAACUUUUCCAGAGAUGAGCCUAUGCACUUCAGUAAUGAACCUGCAGUCUCAAACACAAGAGGUCAGCAGCCCAGAUGCAGCCCAGCGUCUGUAGGAUCAGAGUGUCUGUCUAUGAGGAGUGACUCUUCCAAAAAGAACCCUAUAUGGUUUAAUAAUGAACCUGGACCCUCGGACACAAAAGAGAAGACAAAGGAUCCUGUUUCCCACUGUGGAGAAACAGCCACAGCCAAGUUUGGAGGACAUAUAGCCGGUCAGAGCAGCACUGUGCAAACAGUUGCUGGUCUGCAGGAGCUUUUAGAUGAACAUAAGAUCAGUCUAAGGAAGAGAUGUGAAACUGUAACUGAAGGAUCUGAUAAAACAGGAAGAAGAACUCUCCUGAACAGAAUCUACACAAAUCUUUACAUCACAGAGGGACAGAGUGAUGACGUUGAUACUCAACAUGAAGUGAGGCAGCUGGAGACAGGUUCCAAGAUGAAGACCCUCCAUGAAAUUCCAAUUAAGUGUCAUGACAUCUUUAAAGCCUUAUCUGACAAAGUGAUCAGAGUGGUUCUGACGAAUGGUGUUGCUGGUGUUGGAAAAACAUUCUCAGUGCAGAAGUUCACUCUGGAUUGGGCAGAGGGGUCAGAAAACCAAGACAUCAGUGUGGUGACUCUGCUUUCAUUCAGGGAGCUGAACCUGAUCAGAGAUGGGCAGUAUAGUCUCCUGGAGCUGCUCCAGGUUUUCCAUCCAACAUUACAGAAGGUCACAGCAGAGAAGCUCGCUGUCUGUAAACUUUUGUUCAUAUUUGAUGGUCUGGAUGAAAGCAGACUUUUACUGGAUUUCACUAAGAGGGACGUCAUGUCUGAUGUCACACAGAAGUCAUCGGUCAAGAAUCUGCUGACAAACCUCAUUGAAGGUAAUCUGCUUCCUUCGGCUCUCAUCUGGAUAACUUCCAGACCAGCAGCAGCCAAUCAGAUCCCUCCUACAUGUGUUGACCGUGUCACUGAAGUGCGAGGUUUCACUGAUGAUCAGAAAGAGGAGUACUUUAAGAAGAGAUUCAGUAAUGAAGAGCUGUCCAGCAAAAUCAUCUCCCACAUCAAAUCAUCUCGGAGUCUCCACAUCAUGUGUGGAAUCCCAGUCUUCUGUUGGAUCACUGCUACAGUUCUGGAGUACAUGUUGACUGCAGGGCAGAGAGAAGAGCUGCCCAAGACCAUGACCGACAUGUACUCACACUUCUUGCUGGUUCAGACCAAGAGGAAGAUUCAGAAGUACCAUAAGGCUUCUACUCCUGAAGAUCUUCUGAAGCUCGGGAGGCUGGCAUUUGAACAUCUGGACAAAGGAAACAUCAUGUUCUACCAAGAAGACUUGAAGCACUGUGGUCUGGAUGUCACAGAGGCCUCGGUGUACUCGGGACUUUGUACAGAGAUUUUCAAAAGAGAGUGUGUGAUCUUCCAGAAAUCAGUCUACUGCUUUAUUCAUUUGAGCAUUCAGGAGUUUCUGGCUGCCGUUUACAUGUUCCACUGUUUCACCAGUAGACAGAGCAAGGUCCUGGAGGAUUUCCUAAUCCCUAAGUUUUCUAGGACGUCUAGGAAUUUUGGAAAUAAAACUACCCAUGUGGUAUUUUUAGAUGACUUUCUGAGCAAAGUUAUGGAGAAAUCUCUCAAAAGUAAAAAUGGUCACCUGGACCUUUUUGUCCGCUUUCUUCAUGGCCUUUGUCUGACAUCCAACCGGAGACUUCUAAGAGACCUGCUAAGUCAGAAAGAGAGUAAUCCAGAUAUCAUCCAGAAAGCCAUCAGCAACUUGAAGGAGAUAAACACCCAAAAAAUAUCCCCUGACAGAAGUCUCAAUAUUUUCCACUGUCUGAUGGAGAUGAAUGACCUCUCAGUACAUCAGGAGAUCCAAGAGUUCCUGAAGUCAGGAAAGGGAUCACAGAGACUUUCUGUUAUCCACUGCUCAGCUCUGGCCUACAUGCUCCAAAUGUCAGAAGAGGUUCUGAAUGAACUGAACCUGAGUAUAUAUAACACCACACUGGAGGGCAAACAGAGACUCAUCCCAGCUGUGAGAAAUUGCAGAAAGGCUCUACUUUCUAGCUGUGAGCUCUCAGAAGUUCACUGUGAAGUUGUGGCCUCAGCUCUGAAGUCCAACCCCUCCCAUCUGAUAGAGCUGAACCUGAGCUUUAACAAGCUGCAGGAUUCCGAAGUGAAGCUGCUCUCUGCUGGACUAAAGAAUCCAAAUUGCAGACUGGAGACUCUGAGACUGAAGGGUUGUGGGUUGUCAAAGGCCAGCUUUGCUUCUCUGGUCUCAGCUCUUAAGUCCAACCCUAUCCAUCUGAAAGAUUUGGACCUGAGUGCCAACACACUGCAAGAUUCAGGAGUGAAGGAGAUCUGUGGUUAUCUGGAGAAUCCAGGCUGCAGACUGGAAGUGCUCAG